AUGGAUCGUCACGCUUAUAAUCAAGCAGAAAGUAAUUUUUAUCGCAAUUUUAAAGUAGUUAAAGUAGUAAAAGAGCUUCAGCCACCCGCUGCUGUAAUUCAGACAAAACCAGAGGAUAUAGAAAAAAUUGUACAAGAAUCAGUAAUGAAACCUAAAUCAACAAAUCGAGAAAUGUCUGAAAUUAAUCGCAGAAGACAUGCUCUUUUCAUGGAGACACCAAAAUAUCCAAUCAGCAGUUUUUACGAGAUUGAGUCACAAUGGAUUAAAAAUAAAUCCAUCUCUGAAAAAUAUAUGUCUGUUUCAACUGACUCCGAUUCCAUAAAUUCUGCAGUAGAAAAAAUUGAUGAAACUACUGAAGAGAAAACAACAGUGGAUACAGAAUCAGCCAAAGAAAUUCAACAAGAAGAACAACAAGAUAUAACAUUAAUUAACUCAACUGCUGAUACUAUAUUACUCACUAAUGUAACAGAAGAUUUAAAUAGUACCGACAGUGAUUCAAUAUCACAAGCAAUUAACAAAAGUACAGAAUUAAAUGCCUCUGUUGCACCACCCAUUGAAAAAAUCCAUAAUAUUCAGCUGACAGAAACUGAAAUAACAACAGAUACAAAUGUACAAAUAAAAGAUGCUGUUGCGAAAAAUAAUAUUAAGACUGAGCAAGAAUUAUUAGAAAUUAAAACAGAACCGGUAAUGCCAUCCAUAAACUUGGAAUCUGAUGAUGCUUGGAUGGCUCUUCUUGAGGAAGAAAUAAUACUUGAUGAUGACUUUGACGACGUUCCAGAAACUCAAAAAGAAAUUAUAAUCGAAAAACAAGAAGAAGAAUAUGAAAAAAGAGAAACGAUGAUAGAAAAACAAGAAGAAAAUAUUGAAAAGGAAAAAGCAAAAAUUGAAACUUUAGAUAAUGCAACUGCGAUGGAAAUCGCUGUUAAGGAUGAAUAUCAUACCGGUAUAAAAGAUAUUCAGAGUGACAUUUUGUAUGUAGAUAGCAAGAAGCAAAGCGACAAAAUGAAGAAUCAGCCAAAGAAGAAAAAGGAAUCAAAACAUAUUAAAGAUACAAAAACUAAGGACAAUACAAAAAAUAAAACUGGAUCUAAAAAACAAAACAACGUUGAAAUUAAAACAAAUACUACUGACAGCUUAUUGCCAACACAAUGUAAUUUAGAAAAACAUAAAACAUUGGAGAAAAUAACUGAACUUGAAACAGAUAAAAUAGAAAAAUCUUUAAUAGCAGGCGAACAACAGUCCGAAUCGUUCAAAGAUGAUGCAAAAUUGGAACAAAAAGCGCAAGAUACUAUUGAAGAAAAACCGUCAUUAAAAUUCGAAGAACAUAAAUCAAAAUCUAGUAAGAAACCCAAGAAGCAAAUCGACAAAUCCGCAACUAAAGAAAAUUUAGCAAAACAUCAGGAUAAUAUGAAAGAAGAUCACAAUAACGUAUUUCCAAUAACAACGGAAGUUAAAUCAAAUGAAUUUGAAGCAUCAUCGAUUGUACAAAAACAAGAAGAAUCAACAGGGAAUAAAUACGACAGUCCAUUAAAUUCGAAUGCCAAAUCGUGGGCAGCCAUUGUCGGUACAAAAGAUGUAACAGAACCAAUUGUUUUGGAAGACAAUUCUUUGAAUAAAAUAUGCUCCAUUAUUUCUGAAGAUCCAAUAAAUGCCAAGAAUAUUGAAGAAAUUGUAGAAAUUCCACCAAAACAAGAUACACAGUCUGCUACAUUAGAAAUGAGCAAAGAUGUUAUUGAGGAUAUAAAAACGGAUAUAAAAAUGACGGAUAAAAUUGUCAAACCGAUCGCAGAAAAAUCCAUUGAGUCAAAGAAACAACUUAAAGAAGGCAACAAAUCUUAUGCGCAAGUCGCAGCCUCUUCUCGACGAACUUUCCCUCAAUCUUCUCAAGAGAAAAUAUAUGAUAUUCUUAAUACACGUAUAAUUGAAUCUAUGCCAUUGAAACCUGAUCCUAAAAUAAGCAAUGCAAAAAUACUCGAUGAGAUGCAUGAAAACUUAACUACAGAAAAAUUAUUAGAACAGGAUCAAGCUGAUAAAAUAAUAGCACAUCAAUCUGUUGAUCAAAAAAUGGAUACAACAAAGUCUAGUUUUCAAAGCGAAUCAAUUCCUUGGGUAGAAGAAAUAGAGGAAGAAAUAUCGACACUUUCGUCUAUCUGUGCUAUUCCUACUGAUUCAAAAGAUGAUGAAACAAAACCGGAAAUAAAUACAUGGGCUGCAAUAGUGGGCAAAAAAUCCGUAGAAUCGCCAGAAGUUAAUAAUAUUCUUAGUCCUGAGCAAAAUCUGACACAGAUUGUAGAACGACCUUCGGCACAGGUUCAAAUUUAUGUAGAGGAGACCCUCGAACAAGAAUCGAUAGAGAAUUUGAUUCAAGUGGACGAACAAGGUUUCAUGGAAUUUGUUAACCGAAAAGAAUUGCGCUCCAGACGUUCCAGAUCACGUUCUCGAAGUGCUAAACGAAAUGAUGAACACGCAGAAACUUUAGAUAGCGACAAGAAAGUUAAAACAUCCAAUGUAGGAUCUGAAAAUAAAACCAAGAAGAAGAUUGAAGAUAAAAAUAAGAAACCUGUACAAAGACAUGAGAACGAACAGAAAAUAAUUGUGGAUCGCGACGAAUUAAUAAAAAAUGUUAAAAAGAUGUGCAAAAUCUUCCUAAACCAUCUGAAAAAAUAAAUGCAUCUAAGAACAAAAAUGCAGUUAAGCAACAAAAAGACUUAAAUAAACGUAAGAAAGAAAGUGAGAAACCACUUGCUAAGAAUAAAAUUCAGAUUGCAGAGAGUAAAAUUAUUGAAGAAAUAAAACCCGAACAAGACAAAACAUUUGAAAACGGAAAAAGUAAGUCGGAGAUAAACGAGUCUAGCCAGGAUCAAAUAAAACAACCUAUCGAAGUUGAUAAGCAAAAAGAAUUAACACAGAUCGAGAAACAAGAGGAACAGAAAUUUGUAAAUGAGAUGGAAAUAUCUAAUCAGUCGCAAUCGAGAAAUAUUGUCACUGAAAGUCAAGAAACUAAAAAUAUAGAAGACCAAUCAAUAAAAGAAACACAAUUAAUUGAAGAUAUAAAUAUACAAGAGAACAAAUAUAAAAACGGAAAAGAAUUUUUAGUUACAGAGCAAAGUAACACUACAAAAUCUAAGAAAAAAUCAAAAAAUAAAAAAGCAAAAGUCAUUACUGAGCAAUUGAUUGGAAAUGUUUCCGAUGUAAGCAAAAAAGAGAUACCAAUUGGAGAGUUGGAAGAGAAAAGGGAAUUACUAGCGGAGCCAAAAUUAGAUCAUGAAGUAAAAAUAAAACUCGAGGAAGCCACUACUAAAGAUAUAACACAUAAUAAGUCUACGAAUAAAAAAAUUCCAGCAGAGGAGAAUAAACAAGAAGAUAUUAAGCAGCAAACUACUGAUGAAACUACAGAACAAAAAGCAUUGAGCAGAACGUAAUUGAUGAAUCAAAGAAUACAAAAAUGUGUGAAGAAUCAUACAUAAAACAAGUAGAGGAAGACAGAAAGGAACCAAAAGAAAUUUCUAAAUUUACAAAAACGGAGAAACGAAAACAGAAGAAAAAAACAAAAGCUAUAGUACAAAGUGAAGAAGAUGAGAAAAAAGAAGUUGAAAUAGAAAAAGAUGUUGCCCAAGACAAAUUCAUCGAUUCGUUUAGCAACACAAACAUUAUUGAAGAUACUACAGUUGAAAAGACGGUUGAAAUUACAGAAGAAAUUGCAAAUAUUACACCAUUAAAAGAUAAAAUAGAUGUUGCAAUUGUAAAGGAAAGUGAUGAAUCGUUAACUGAUAUACAAACUGCACAAAUAGAAACAACUGAAAAAUCUUUAGAAAAAUCCGAAGCUGUAAUCAAAAUAUAACAUUACUUUUGCAAAUAAAUCCCAUAAAAGAUAAAGAAAAACAGAAAAGUAAAACUAAAUCUAAAAAGAGAAACGGAAAAAUAAAUCUCAAGAGACAUUUAUGGCUGAUUCUACGGAAAAUGAAACAUUAUCUAUUGCAGAAAACACUACUGAGAUUACAAACAUCUCUAAAGAUAUAAGUGAUACACAGGUUGAGGAAGAUGUCAAAAAUAAAAAUUAGAUAAUGAACCAACUGAAAUUUUACAAUCUUCAAAAGACACAGUUGAGUUACUUGCAUCUUCUAUAAAAAAGGAAAUAGUUGAAAUUCCACUAUCAUCCGAAAAGAGAGAUGAACAAAAAUCCUUGAAUGACGCUGAAAUCGAAGAUAAACAAGAGUCUAAGGAACAAGAAAAUUUAUUAAAAUGUUCAAUGGAAGACAUUACUAGUAUUAUAAAUGAAAAUGUAUCGACUACCAGCAAAUUGAUUGAUGUAACUACAAAAGAGACAGAAUCAAAUUUUGAUAAUUCAACGGAAAAGGAAAAAAGUGUUUCAACUGAGACGAAAUUUAAAGAAAACCUUGAAACGUCUAAUGAGGAAACAAAAGAAGAAAUCAAUCAUAAACAGAACACAUAUGAAGAACACAUGAAAACAUUAGAAACAAAUAAUGCUGCAGAACUACCUGUAGAUUCGGAAAAGAUAAAACCAAUCACGGAGAAUGAACAAAUUAUACAUCAAAAAGAAAAGCUCGUUGAACCCGAGGACGCCACAUCCGAUUAUGACAUCACUUUGACAAUGGUUGAUACAAAACAACAAACUGAAUUGCCUGAAAUAGAAAAACCCCAUUCCAAACCUGAUGAUGACACUUUGGAAUUGUACGAUAUUACGAUAGUUGACAGUGAUCAAAUAAAAUCAAUAACAGACAA
This is a messenger RNA of Nylanderia fulva, 4743 nucleotides long. The record is from RefSeq and is a predicted model, not a curated record. NCBI's taxonomy places the organism in Eukaryota, Metazoa, Arthropoda, Insecta, Hymenoptera, Formicidae.